Molecule: messenger RNA, 1189 nt
Organism: Struthio camelus australis
Lineage: Eukaryota; Metazoa; Chordata; Aves; Struthioniformes; Struthionidae
Source: RefSeq, a predicted model, not a curated record
CUUUCAGAAUCUUGAAUGGGGACUGGAAGAUGUGUCUGGUGAAGACCGUAUCUUUGUUUCUCUUGCUGUUAGGGAGCAGCGACCCCUCUUCCUGUUGGAAGUCCGUCUGCUUUUGCAAAUGGCCAGAGAGGGUCUGCUGAAGCCUGUAAGCCUCGCCUGGGAUCUAAUGGGCUGAGAAGUUGCUCUGGUCAGACAAACCUCUCAUGUAAUGGAAGGUCGAAUUUUUUAUAAAGUUGAAAAAAUCAUGAACUUGUAGUCUGACAGCUGAACUCAGCAGACCUUGCUUAAAAGAGCCUGUAAUACUAAUUCUCUAAACUAAAACGCCGAGUGGAGCUGCAGUUAACAAACUCCUACCCUUCCAGCCUGACUCAGUCUGCAAGAGGCAGCAUGCCGAACUGGGGAGGCGGUAACAAAUGCGGUGCCUGCGGCCGGACUGUCUACCACGCCGAGGAGGUGCAGUGCGAUGGGAGAAGCUUCCACAGGUGCUGCUUCCUCUGCAUGGUCUGCCGGAAGAACUUGGACAGCACAACUGUAGCGAUUCAUGAUGCUGAAGUUUAUUGCAAAUCUUGCUAUGGAAAAAAGUAUGGCCCAAAAGGUUAUGGAUACGGCCAAGGGGCAGGCACACUGAACAUGGACAGGGGAGAGAGACUAGGUAUCAAGCCUGAGAGCACACCCUCUCCCCACCGACCCACAACAAAUCCAAAUACUUCAAAAUUUGCUCAGAAAUUUGGAGGUGCAGAGAAAUGCUCUAGAUGUGGUGAUUCUGUUUACGCAGCUGAGAAAGUAAUAGGUGCUGGAAAGCCAUGGCACAAAAACUGCUUCCGAUGUGCCAAGUGUGGAAAGAGUCUAGAAUCUACAACCUUAACUGAAAAAGAAGGAGAAAUCUAUUGUAAAGGUUGUUAUGCGAAGAACUUUGGCCCCAAAGGAUUCGGAUACGGUCAAGGAGCAGGUGCCCUUGUUCAUGCUCAGUGAGGGAGCACAACUUAGAAUCUGUUAUGGCUCUUCUGAGACUCUUCUGCAAGAAAACAGUUUCCUAAAUGUUACUAACUACUGUGAAAUGGAUGCUAGUUUAAUAUAGUAUUUGGGCCAAGUUUUUAGCAGGCAUUUAAAAAAAAAAACACUGUUCUCCCUUUGCUUUAUUUACCACAUUUUAACACUUAAUAUUGUAUAUCAAUUCAAUAAAGUUCUG